GUGCUCUCUCAUCUCACUCCCAGUUUCGUUCUACGGCGUUUUGUUGAAGUCUACUCUACUCACCGCAUCAGCCAUGGCCGCCACGAGAAUGGUUGCCUCCGUCGCGGAACGCGCCGUCGCUUCGCAGGGACUCACCGGCCCCUCGCCGCGGCAAUCGUCGCAGCGGGCGUCCGUGGCCGGCGCUCGCAGCGCGUCGCUCUCCUUCUCCCGCUCGUGCGGCCUCACUCAGAGCUCCCGCGCUCUCCUGCCGGUGGCUCGCGAGGCGGGGCAGCGGCGGACGGCGGGGGGCGCAGUGCGCGUGGUGGCGCAGGAGCUGCGCACGGAGCAGAAGGUGAACAUCACGCUGGGGCCGUACACCAACAAGGCCAUCAAGGCCACCGCGCCCCGCCCCAAGGUGUCUCAAGAGGCUGUUGACAAGGCGCUGAAGGCGAAGCUGGACAAGACGCACGAGUUCGAGCGCACCAACUUCACGGGCUCGGGCGCCAAGCUCGGCCACACGGUGAAGAUCAACUUCGAGGGCAAGUACGCGGACGGGCCGCAGGCGGGGCAGCUGGUGAAGGGCACCAAGGCGGCGGGGUACGAGCUUCACCUGGCGGCGCGCGACGACGAGCCGUGGAAGACGUUCGUCGAGCAGAUCGUGAAACAGGGCAUGGGGCAGGAGGAGAGCAAGACGUUCGUGCUCACCUUCCCAGCAGACUACAAGGCCAAGGCUCUCGCUGGCGUCAAGGCGCAGUUCACAGUGACGGUGAAGGAGAUCGGCAUCAAGAAGGAGAUCGAGAAGGACCCCCGCCCCGUCGACCUGCAGCGGGCGGAGAUAGAGCAGCAGCUGGCGGCAGUGGAGGAGCGUAAGAGCAACGAUGUGCUGGACGCGCAGAUCAAAGCCGCACUCAUGGCCUCGUCCGACGCCGACGUUGAGAAGGUGGCAGCCAGUGUGACGUGGGCCAAGUUCGGCGAGCGCUCCCUGCAGGACUUCAAGUGGAACGUGGUGCAGGAGGAGGUGUCGCGGUUGGAGGGCAUCCCCUUUGACCAGGUUCCUGCUUUCCUUAGGAGCCAGGCGGAUGUCACUUACACUGACUAGGACUACUACACUGCCGCUGAAAUUAGGGCUAAUAGUAAGUACUAUGUGUGUGUUAUGGAUAGUCUCAAGUAGCCCAACAUGCUGUACAUGAUUGCGCUUCUUAGUGCUAUUUACUAUAAUACGUGCCCUCCUACAGCACUUCAAUGGGCGGCCUGUUAUGCUAAGGGCGUGUCC
Messenger RNA from Closterium sp. NIES-67, 1252 nucleotides. Lineage: Eukaryota; Viridiplantae; Streptophyta; Zygnematophyceae; Desmidiales; Closteriaceae. The record is from the annotation of a GenBank genome assembly.